Messenger RNA from Pocillopora damicornis (cauliflower coral), 2715 nucleotides. RefSeq lists its product as uncharacterized. The record is from RefSeq and is a predicted model, not a curated record. Lineage: Eukaryota; Metazoa; Cnidaria; Anthozoa; Scleractinia; Pocilloporidae. Gene Ontology annotation, molecular function: alpha-L-arabinofuranosidase activity; heparin binding. Gene Ontology annotation, biological process: L-arabinose metabolic process. Gene Ontology annotation, cellular component: cell surface.
AUGGUCAAACACAGUUUAUUUUCUUGUCUGGCUCGACCGAGAUAUCCCGAACAAAAGUCUCAACGAAUACACUUAAUAAAAGGGUCUUAUUACUACCUCGAGGGAAUUCAUAAACAGCAAUAUGGCCGUGACAACUUUGAUGUUGGUGUAAUUACUCCCGACGGCAAAGAGCACAAUCCGAUCCCCUCCGAGUUUCUUCGUACAACAACACCACCCAAACCUCGACUCAACGAAACCUCCUCCUCUACUCUGAUAACAAUUGCUGCGCAGGCGGGAGCCAAGGCUGGCGCCUCCCUUGGCGUAAAACAAGCAAUGAAGAGUGGCGCAACAGCUGGUGCAGAAGCAGGAGCCAUGGCCGGAGAGAAAGCUGGAGCCGAGGCUGGUGCAAUAGCAGCAAAAGAAACGGCAAUGAAAGUAGCCACUAAAACACUCAGAGAGGCUUUGAUUUUUAACAUUUAUACAGCAAACGGGAGUGUUACCUCAUUGCAACAAGGAGCAAUAUCCCAAGCCGGAGCACAGACUGGAAUUCAAGCAGGUGUAACCGGAACAGCUGGAGCUGGAGCAGCAGCGGGUGCCCAAACAGAACUGAUUACAGAUACAUAUGUAGUAGGCAACGCAGGGUUGGAGUCCCAAGUUGGAGUCACUUUAGGUAUCACAGGAACCCAUGUGAUGACUUCAGGAGAAGCACAAGGGACGACAAUUACUGGCCUUUUUACACACGCUGUUUUCCACAAUAAAACACUUGUCUAUAUUUAUCCACCUCUUGGCAUAAACGCUUUGAUUUUUGCAAAGAAAAAAGGUCUUAUAGACCCGCGAGGGUUCGCUUUGAAAAGACCAUGCAUGUAUCUAAAGUUUUGGAAUAACGCAGGUAUUCCUUUUAUGCUCCAUUCCAGUCUUAAACCAGAGGGUUAUCUAGUAAAAGGACGCAACCUACUUCUCCAGUACGUUAUUGGAAGUGGUAAAGUGGUCAAGAGAUCACUUGAUGCUAAUUACGAUGACAAAUAUUUACCCCAGGUCAUGGAAGACUUAGGAGAUAGUCAGCAACUAUUUCUUGACAAGAGUGAAAUCCCAUCAACUGGCAAACAUUUUGUAAGUUUCUGGGCGAGAGAUCCGGCUGGAAAACGCAAGAUUCUCUUGGAGGGAAAGGAGACCUUGUAUGUGACUCCAGGAUUUCAAUGCCAUCACUUUAUAUAUGUGACAGUUACGUCAAGGCCAAAACCAACUCCUGUUCCUCCCCCUCCUCCUGCUCCCCCUCCCGCUCCACCUCCUCCUGUUCCUCCUACUUCCCCUGCUCCUCCUACCAAUACACCUCCUCCUGCUCCCCCUUCUCUUGUUCCUCCUGCUCCUACCGUUCAUCCUCCUCCUGUUUCCCCCCCUUCAUGCUCACCCUCAGCGUCCCCUAAACCAUCUAAUACUUUACCUCCAUGCACAUCAUCCACACCAAAUCCAAUCACAUUGCCAACAGUUGCUUCUGUCACCUUGCCAACACUACCACCAAUUUCAACGCCUCCCUUGGUUCCAGGAUGUAUGCAGACUCAUGGAGGGACCUCAAUGGGAGCCUGUUGCAUAUUUCCAUUCAUCUAUCGAGGCAGCCCGCAACACCGCUGCACGAGGGCUGAGAGAGGUUACCGCUGGUGCUCAUCCACAAUUGACUACGACAAAGACAAGCUGUGGGGAUUCUGUGCGGCAUGCUUCCUUUCUCAUGGAGGUAAUUCAAAUGGUAACUGCUGUCAUUUCCCUUUCGUGUAUAAAGGUACAAUACACCCAACCUGCACCACUCACGAUGCAUCCAAGCCCUGGUGUGCCACCACGUACAACUAUGAUAUUGACAAACAGUGGGGCUAUUGUGGAGGUGAUGCCCCUGGUUCGGCUUCUCAGCCCAAGAUUUCUUACGGACCAUGCUCCUUUGAGUGUGAUGGGAAAUGCAUCGAUUCAUGUCCUGACUACUGCUGUGUAAAGAACAUGAGACAAAGGAAUACGCAGCAGACAUUACAAGCAACAUUGAAUCAGGCUCAGCAAGGGUCGACAGCCCAGCAAGUAUCACCGAUUCCAAAUACAUCAUCAGAAUGUCCAGCUAUUUGCAGUAAAUUCUGUGCCCCUGAUUGCCCCUUUCGCUGCUGUAAUCUUCCUUCGCUUCCUUCUCAUUACGUGCCCAGUGUCGACCCAUCACAAGUCCACUGUCAACCUAUCUGUCUCAGAGUUUGCUUCAAUACUUGCCCACGGCAAUGCUGUUCGACGACGCAGUCGGGCGUAACUCGUGAUACUUCUUCCUACACACUAACCCUUCCCUGUCCAGCUAACUGCUACCAUAGCUGCCAUGAUAAAUGCCCAAUGCAGUGUUGCAAGACAGCACAACAUGAAAAAAGGAGAAUUCCAGUUCUAGAUAACUACUCAUCAUCCCCUCUUAGUGUUCGAUCCACGUCAGUUUGUCCUGCUAGCUGCCACACAUCCUGUUCCAGAUCAUGUCCAAAGAAUUGUUGUAAAAUGCAGAUCGACAAAGCAGGCAAGAGUAAACGACGAGGUUUAAGUAAAUCUGUAUGUAAAGAUGGUCAUAUUACAGCCGGGGGAAAUGCACAAGGAGCAUGUUGUAGGCUUCCCUUUAUUUACAAAGGCACAGUUUUCUGGAGAUGCACAGCUGAAGAUGCUGACAAAAAAUGGUGUUCAGUCACAAAAGUUUUCGAUCUUGAUCGAAAAUGGGGCUACUGUGCUUGGUGA